GGUCAAUCUAACAAUAGACCCCCUUGGUUUGAUGGAAGUGACUACAACUAUUGGAAAAUCAAAAUGAGAGCAUUCUUAAGAGGCAUAGAUGUAGAUGUUUGGAAAGCCAUAGAAAAAGGAGACCAUGUUCCAACCAAGAUAGUAGAAGGUGAAAAUGUUCGAACACCCGAUAUUGAAUGGACCCUCAAUGACCGUAGGCUUGUACAAUGUAAUGUCAAGGCUAUCACUAAUCUCUAUUGUGCCUUAAGUAAAGAAGAAUUCAAUAGAAUUUCGGAUUGCAAAACGGCCAAAGAAAUUUGGGAUAAACUUGAAGUCACCUAUAUAGGCACUAGUCAUGUUAAAGAAUCCAAAAUGAAUAUGCUUGUCCAUAAAUAUGAAAUUUUUACCAUGAAUAACAAAGAAACUAUUAGUGAAAUGUACUCUCGUUUUACUAACAUUGUUAAUCCCUUGAAAGCUCUUGGAAGAAAAUAUACAUCAUCCGACAAUGUAAGAAAAAUCCUUAGAUCUUUGCCAAAGAAUUGGGAAGCUAAGAAGACCGCCAUCCAAGAAGCCAAAGAUCUUAACACACUUCCCAUUGACGAACUCAUUGGUUCAUUAAUGGCUUACGAGCUAGAAAUGAAUGAUAGAUAUGAAGAAACUCAAAAGAAGGAUAUAGCUCUACAAGCUACUACCAAAGAAGUUACAAUUGAUAAAGUUCCUCAUGAUGAAGAAGAAGAAGAAGUUUCUCUCAUUACCAAAAUCGUUUGCUUGAAGUCUCCAUAUUCAUCUAAGGAUAAAUGGUUCCUUGAUAGCGGAUGCUCAAGGCAUAUGACGGGAGAUCAAUCAAAAUUUCACUCCAUCAAACCUUAUAAAGGAGGAAGCGUCACAUUCGGCGACAACUCAAAAAGCAAGGUCAUUGGCAUUGGAACUAUUGGUAUCUCCUCCUCUUUAUCUAUUGAUAAUGUGUUACUUGUUAAAGGCUUAAAACAUAAUCUGUUUAGUAUUAGCCAAUUAUGUGAUAAAGGAUAUAAUGUUUUGUUUAAAUCGGACAAGUGCAUUGUCAAAAAGGAUAAUGUAGAAUUUUUCCAUGCUCUAAGAAAUGGUAAUGUAUAUACUUUGCUUUUAUGUGAAUUACAUGAUCAAGAUGUCAAAUGUCUUGUAUCCUCAAAUGAAAAUAGUUGGUUGUGGCAUAGAAGGUUGGGUCAUGCUAGUAUGGAUUUGAUUUCAAAACUAUCUAAGAAUGAAUUGGUCAAAGGCCUCCCAAAGACUAAUUUUUCUAAAGAUAAAACAUGUAGCGCAUGCCAAAUAGGCAAGCAAAUCAAGUCAUCAUUUAAAAGGAAAAAGGAUAUAACGACUUCAAGACCACUUGAAUUAAUUCACAUGGACUUAUUCAGUCCGGAGAGAAUUGCUAGUUUUGGUGGAAAACUCUAUGCAUUUGUCAUUGUGGAUGACUUCUCUAGAUUCACUUGGGUAUUUUUCCUUACACACAAGAAUGAGGUUCAUACAAUCUUUGCUAAAUUUUGUAAGAGAGUUGAAAAUGAAAAAGAAUGUAAAAUUAAGUCCAUUAGAAGUGAUAGAGGUAGAGAGUUCGACAACCAAGAUGUGGAAAGAUUUUGUGAUGACAAUGGAUACAAUCAUAAUCUUUCAGCUCCUAGGACUCCUCAACAAAAUGGAGUUGUUGAAAGAAAAAAUAGGUCUCUCCAAGAAAUGGCUAGGACUAUAUUAAAUGAACAUAAUUCUCCUAGAUCUCUAUGGGCCGAAGCUGUUAGUACCUCAUGCUAUGUCAUAAAUAGAGUCAUUAUUAGAAAACUCCUUAAUAAGACUCCUUAUGAUCUUUGGAACAAAAGAAAGCCAAACAUUGGAUACUUUAAAGUCUUUGGGUGUAAAUGCUUCGUGUUAAAUGAUAAAGAUAAUCUAGGAAAAUUUGAACCUAAAUCGGAUGAAGGUAUUUUUCUAGGAUAUUCUUCUCGUAGCAAAGCAUUUAGAGUGUUUAACAAAAGAACACGAGUGGUUGUGGAAUCCAUACAUGUUGUAUUUGAUGAAUCACCAUUACCCCCUCUUAGAUGUUCAUUACAUGAUAAUGAAGAUGCUAUAAGAAUGCUCCUUGCUUUUGCAUCCCAUAAGAACUUUAAGUUAUAUCAAAUGGAUGUAAAAAGUGCUUUCUUAAAUGGAUUCAUUGAAGAAGAAGUAUAUGUAGAACAACCGCCGGGCUUUGAAAGCUACAUUUAUCCAAACCAUGUUUUCAAAUUAUCAAAAGCUUUGUAUGGUUUGAAACAAGCUCCAAGAGCUUGGUAUGAAAGACUAAGUGGUUUCUUACUUGCUAAUGGUUUUGUUAGAGGAAAAAUUGACAAUACUCUUUUUACUAAAACCAUUGAUAGCAACCUGUUGGUUAUUCAAAUUUACGUUGAUGAUAUUAUCUUUGGAUCAACCAAUAGUGUGCUAUAUGAAAAAUUUGCUUCUAGCAUGCAAAAUGAAUUCGAAAUGAGCAUGAUGGGUGAACUUACUUUCUUCUUAGGGUUGCAAAUCAAACAAACACUUGAUGGCAUUUUUGUUUGCCAAUCCAAGUAUGUUGAAAAUUUGCUAAAGAAAUUUGGCUUGGAGGAAGUCAAACAUGCCAAUACUCCAAUGAGCUCAUCUUUGAAACUUGACAAAGAUGAAAAGGGCACUAAUGUAGAUAUUAAAAAAUAUAGGGGUAUGAUUGGUAGUCUUUUAUACUUAACCGUAAGUAGACCGGACAUCAUGUUUAGUGUAUGCUUAUGCGCUCGUUUUCAAUCUUGCCCUAAAGAAUCUCAUCUAUGUUCCGUUAAACGCAUCUUUCGCUAUUUAAGUUUUACUACAUUCUUAGGGCUUUGGUAUCCUAGGCAUACAUCAUUUGAGCUUGUCGGUUACUCGGACGCUGAUUUUGGAGGACGCAAAGUUAAUAGAAAAAGUACUAGCGGAACUUGUCAUUUCUUAGGACAAUCAUUAGUAUCUUGGUCUUGCAAGAAACAAAAUUCCGUAGCUCUAUCAACGGCGGAAGCUGAAUAUAUUGCAGCCGGUAGUUGUUGCGCUCAAACGCUUUACAUUAAGCAACAGCUUGAGGAUUUUGGACUUUACUUUGAUCAUGUUCCUAUUAUGUGUGAUAAUACAAGUGCAAUAUGUAUCUCAAAAAAUCCUAUUCAGCAUUCAAGGACAAAGCAUAUAGAAAUUAGAUACCAUUUUCUUAGGGAUCAUGUCUCAAAAGGAGACAUUGAGCUUGUAUUUAUUAAUACUGAAAAACAACUAGCAGAUAUUUUCACAAAACCACUCCAAGAGGACAGAUUUUGCUUGCUCAGAAGAGAAAUAGUCCCUUUCACCAUUCAGUAUACAAAAUACAUUCUAGACAUAACAGAAGCACAUUACAGAGCACUCUCUCAGCUAGGGCUGGUAUACUUCCUUCAUUGGGCAUCUACACAGUUUCAAUUUCUAGAAAUGUCCACGGCUUCAUCCUCUCGUAGAAAGAAUCCUCCUCGUGGUCAAAAACGGAACUCUCAAAGAUCUCAAGAUGUUGGUUCAAGUCCUAGUACACAAACUCAAAUCUCUGCUACCAUGCUUUAUAGAAACCCCACCUACAAAGUAGCAUUUGACACUAUCUAUCAACAUAGAAAAUUGGCCACAGCAAUGGUAUUGUCCAAAAAAAUUGGCGAUGAUCUUAAUCUCAACACCUAUAGAUUGUUUGACGUAAUUGGCCUAGGAAACUUUGUUGGGUUGAGUACCAAAUACUAUCCAAAAUUAGUAAAGUUAUUUUACACUCACCUUGAAGAAAGUCCUGGAGAAGACAAACUUAAUUGUUAUGUUGCUGGAGUUCACUUUUACCUUGAUAGAAGUAACAUUGCUCGAAUUUUCAAACUUGAGGGUGGCAUCCAAUUCUAUUAUCCUUCCAAAUUGUUUAUUGGACAAGGCUUUGACAAACUCACGGCUAUUCAGCAAAUGAGUUAUGAUUCCCGUGUAACCAAUACAAAAGUGGUAAACACCAGGCAAUUAACUAUGGAAGCCCAAUUGAUUCACAAGAUCAUCAUGUACUCCAUUCUUCCAAAAUCCGGCAGUAGACCCAAAGUCACUCACAUGGACGUCUUCCUUAUCUGGCGUGUCUUAAAUGGAAAGCCCUUUGAUCUUGCAUACAUAAUUUUUCAUCAUUUGCUUGCUUGCAAGAGAAAGAAAAAGGUCUCUCUUUAUUAUGCCGUGGUUCUCACUCACAUAUUCAUGGAUAUGAAAGUUCCGCUCAAUAGUUCUGAAGCAGUUAAACCAGGGUCAAGACACAUACUCACUGCUUUAAAUCUUGCGUCAAUGGGACUAAAAAGGGAUUCAAAUGAUAAAGAAACUGACAAUGAAGACCGUAACUGGAAACAUAUAGGUGUAAAUAACUUCUCAUAUGAUCGGACAAAAGGCAAUGAAGGCUUUCUUGGAGAAGAUGUUGUUAUGGUUCCUAAUCCUGUAUGCAGUGGGGAAUCUACGUAUGGACUAUAUGCAUUUGAUUUAGCAGCUAAAAGAAACUAUGCAAUUACUCAAGAUGAGAACAACCCUCUCUUACAAGAGGUGGAGUCCCUUGAAAGGCAGUUACAACCCCAAGCUUCUUUAACUAAGAAGGAUGUCCGAAGCCAACAAAUGAUUAUGAAUGUUGAAGAGAUUCCUGUAACUGUUACAGCAUUAUCGACUAAGAGACAUCACCUUGGGGAUGCCCAAACAUCUCACCAAAUCACACCUUCUAUAACUACCUUUGACCCGAGGAGUGCUAUUUCUGAGAUUAAGCAUACAGCGGCCAAAAUAUUUGGGAAUAUCAUUAAAAGUAAAGUGAAGUGUACCCCACUUUCGAAGAUUCCAUCUCUUAAACCAAAGUUUGAUGAGGUCUUUCUUGAAAUUUCUAGACAAUGUGUGGAUUUUCCCGAGUUCCAUAAUAGAAUUGAUGCAUACAUUCAAAAUGGUGAAGAAUAUAACGAAGUUCGAUUCAAGCAUAAUCAUGCCUUAUCUAAAGAAGUACGCUCUCGAUGUUUAGCCGAUGCUAGUUCUCACCUUAAAGAAGCUCUUGCUUUAGAUUGUACAGAUGUAAAACAAGUUUAA
Messenger RNA from Cornus florida, 5055 nucleotides. RefSeq lists its product as uncharacterized. The record is from RefSeq and is a predicted model, not a curated record. The transcript has 7 exons. The annotation marks the transcript as partial. NCBI's taxonomy places the organism in Eukaryota, Viridiplantae, Streptophyta, Magnoliopsida, Cornales, Cornaceae. Gene Ontology annotation, molecular function: nucleic acid binding. Gene Ontology annotation, biological process: DNA integration.